This is a messenger RNA of Aspergillus niger, 1743 nucleotides long. RefSeq lists its product as uncharacterized. NCBI's taxonomy places the organism in Eukaryota, Fungi, Ascomycota, Eurotiomycetes, Eurotiales, Aspergillaceae. The record is from RefSeq and is a predicted model, not a curated record. The transcript is spliced from 6 exons. The coding region runs from base 1 to 1743 and encodes 580 amino acids.
AUGGCAGAUAUCCGCAAGGAUGCAUAUGCCAAAGUCGUUAAGCCUAAGAAAAUAGUGCAGUGGCACGAAGAUGUCCUUCCACCUCUGGAUGUGCUUAUGGUGUGGCACUCGCAUAUGCUGAACCCACGCAAGUAUCUCGAGGACUGCAUCCGGUAUGGCAAGAUGUGUGUUUGGGGUGCACGUUUCCCCUGGGAGCUUGUUGAUCGUCAAAUCGAUGGCGCCACAUUUGAAUACACAACAACUGGGAAAGCGCGUCGGUAUUUUGAGUCUCAGAUCAAUUCUAGUUGGGAUAACUUGUUUGAUCCGCCCACUACCACUGUUCCAUGUCCAAACUGCGGCAUCCAGAUCGUUGUCGAAUGGACAAUGGGCAAAGACUUGGCAGAUGUCAAGCUUCCCUUUGAGGAUUUUACAGGCUUAGCUGACAAAGGCUUCCGUGCUACCUGCCACAAUUGUCAAUACCUGGUUGACCAUGACCGGCUGAAGCUGGCAAAGUGGCGUCAAGAUGUGCGGUCACUGCUGGAACAGAAUCGGCCUAUGCCCGGGUGCUUCUACAACUUACGUGGCGUCCCAUUCCCAGUGUCACAGAGUUGGAAAGACGCGGCGUUUUUAUAUCCAGCAAAUGGACCUGUGGGCUUAGCCAGUAGCCCAUUGCGGUUCAUGGAUCACAAUGACAAGGUUGAUGAGGUAGACCUGACCAUUGGGUUCGAAUGGACUUGCAAAGCAUAUCGUGAGGUUACCGAUGGGGAGAUCUAUAGCGAAUGCGUCUGUUGGUUCUGCGAGGCGGUCCGCUACCCCGAUCUCUACGGUCAUUUCCGCUCAUCUCUAUUGUGGCUUUCCGAUGCUCGCAAAGCUGUUGAGGAUUUGCGCAGACAGCAUGAUCAUGCCUCUAAGUCUGACAAUGGACCGCAUAUCUCCGUUCACAGUGCUGUCCGUCCUCAGAAGAUAUCUGAGGUCGACCGAAUCAAGAGAGAAACCAGAGCCCUGCAGCUUCUAGAAGCUUACAGAAAGUCUCUCAGGCGAGCUAAGAAGCAUUCCCGUUCUUCCAAGGCGCUUGUAUCUGCCAUUGCAGCCGUCAAUUCUGUUGUUUUGCCAACUAGUCCGCCCACGGACACAGUUAUAUCACAGGACGAGAUAAGUACGUCGUUCGGUGAAGAUGAGGUCAACCCUGAGAGAAAAGAUCAUGUCCAAAACAUCAAGGAUGUCUUCGAUGUCAUCGACCAUGUCGUAGACCUACUUGGCCAGCUAUUUCCUAACCAUCCCCAUAGUAUGGAUGGUUCGCUUAAUGGGCAAUGGAAUUGUAUUUCAGGGACGUGCGGUUCUUCUACCGCGGGUGGGAAUUGUGUCUCUUGCGGGAAUGCAUCUGCUUGUGGGGCUUCUGCAGGGUGCGGUGGUGGCGCCGGAGGAUGUGGUGGAGGAGGAGGAGGAGGAGGAGGGGGAGGGAGCUCAGGAUGCGCUAAUAUUCCGGAAAGAUCUGGAGAUUUAUUGCUCUUGGUGAUGACUGCAUCGGAGGAAGUUCGACUAGAUCAUGGUAAAGUGGGUAUUAUAAGCAAAGCAGAAAUCAUGGUAUCAUCUCAUCACCUCAGAACCUCCACCACACAUAGAAGCAAAAUAUCGAGCAGUAUUAGUGUUGGCGGCAAUCAUGUAUUAGAAGCAUUAAUUAACGUUUCACGUGAAAAGAGCGUUAGAGUCGCAAAGUCUGCCUGUCGCAGAAUACAUGCGUGGUAUCUCCGAGACUCAGUUUAA